Messenger RNA from Talaromyces stipitatus ATCC 10500, 216 nucleotides. RefSeq lists its product as uncharacterized. The record is from RefSeq and is a predicted model, not a curated record. The coding region runs from base 1 to 216 and encodes 71 amino acids. Lineage: Eukaryota; Fungi; Ascomycota; Eurotiomycetes; Eurotiales; Trichocomaceae. The transcript has 2 exons.
AUGGGCACAAUUCCAAGCGAAGCAGCUCCUGCAUAUGAGGACCUAUUCGCAGGGAAUACAUCAGGCACCAAGUCCAUCUACAUCAGCAUCAACAUGGCCAACCCGAAGGAGAAGAAGAAGGAGACGGACACAUCCACUGCUCAGCCUGCGACCGCCUCCUCGAACGCAAAGAACGACGCGCAAAUCAGCGGCAUUGCUGCACAAUGCUCGCUGUGA